AUGGAGAUCCUCAGCAGGUUACCCGUGCUGUCUCUUCUUCAAUUCAAAUGUGUAUCAAAAUUUUGGAAGGCAUUUAUCUCUGAUUGUUACUUUAAGAUGAAGCAUCUAAGUCAUGCAAAGAAUGACCAAAAUUCCCAAAAAUUUCUUACGAGCCAAAUGUGCAUGGAUAAGGAUGAUAUGUUUAACUUCUAUCGUUCUUCUUUAUCGUCAGUUCAAGUGGUUGAGGAUGAACAAAAACUUGAUUGCCCUUCAAGCUGCAAGCCAGUGAAUUGCAUGUUGUUUUGUUGUUGUGAUGGGCUCGUUCUUCUCGCAGUUUGUGAUAGACUUGUUGAACACCUUUUACUGUGGAACCCCUCCACAAGAGAAUCCAUACUACUUCCUCAUCCAGAAUCUCCAUUGAUAGAUUGUGUUUUCGGAAUGGGAUAUGAUGCAACUAGUGAUGACUAUAAGAUCCUUACUGUUAACCUGAAUAGAAUUCGCCCCGGAAUAUCCGCUGAAAUUCUUGCUCUAAAAAGUGGUUCCUGGAGAAAAAAUGGUAAAUAUCCUACUGGCAGUCAUGAUGUGUGUGGUUUUAUGGACUGUGGUACAGAUUCUUUGGCAUUUGUACAUGGAGCAUUUCAUUGGCUUGGUUUGUCACUAUAUUAUACUAUCCUCUCAUUUGAUAUUUCAAAUGAAGUAUACGGAGAAAUACCGUUGCUAGAGCGAAUGUACAACAUAUUCAACCAGCGUUUCAUCGAGCGUGGCGUUUCAGUAUUGGGAGGAAUGCUAUGCUUUUAUUCUACAUAUCAUAAUUUGGGGCCGGGUACUUUUAAUUUAUGGGUAAUGAAAGACUAUGGGAUCAAGGAAUCUUGGGUUCCAUUUCUUAAAAUACAAGAUACUAAUCUUGUUUAUUCAGUCAAACCGAAAUAUAUGUUUGUGGAUGGUGCAGUGCUAUUAUGCUGCAAACAUACGAGACUAACUGGUUCUGUAUAUAGGACAUCCAGAGAAUCAUUUAAAUUAUGGCCUCAAUGUUCUCCUACCAAGAAGCAAGGAAUGGCUUAUACAGAGAGCUUGAUCUCUCCGAAAUUACUUAUUUAA
Messenger RNA from Nicotiana attenuata, 1077 nucleotides. Its product is annotated as F-box/kelch-repeat protein At3g23880-like. The record is from RefSeq and is a predicted model, not a curated record. The coding region runs from base 1 to 1077 and encodes 358 amino acids. The transcript has a single exon. Lineage: Eukaryota; Viridiplantae; Streptophyta; Magnoliopsida; Solanales; Solanaceae. Gene Ontology annotation, molecular function: protein binding.